Messenger RNA from Esox lucius (northern pike), 1577 nucleotides. It is a transcript of the gene pmpcb, whose product is annotated as peptidase, mitochondrial processing subunit beta. Gene Ontology annotation, molecular function: metalloendopeptidase activity; metal ion binding. Gene Ontology annotation, cellular component: mitochondrion. NCBI's taxonomy places the organism in Eukaryota, Metazoa, Chordata, Actinopteri, Esociformes, Esocidae. The record is from RefSeq and is a predicted model, not a curated record. The transcript has 13 exons. The coding region runs from base 39 to 1490 and encodes 483 amino acids.
GCGCGCGUAGUAAGACCAUCUCGUCUGACAUAAACAACAUGGCGACGUCCUUACAGCGCCUUACGUUUGUUGGGAGCAGUCUUUUAAAACGGAAUUUAUUGAAGACAAACGUCUUAACCAGGUCCCUAGUUGGAUCACGCAGACUAUUAGCUACCCAGGCCGCCAACCAAGUGGUGUUAAAUGUCCCUGAAACCAAGGUUACCACGUUAGAAAAUGGACUACGUGUAGCAUCCGAGGAUUCUGGUUUGUCGACGUGCACAGUCGGUCUUUGGAUAGAUGCCGGAAGUCGUUAUGAGAAUGAGAGAAACAAUGGCACAGCUCAUUUUUUGGAACACAUGGCGUUCAAGGGUACAAGGAAGCGGUCACAGCUUGACCUGGAACUGGAGAUUGAAAAUAUGGGGGCCCACCUAAACGCGUACACCUCCAGGGAGCAAACUGUGUAUUAUGCCAAAGCAUUCUCGAAGGACCUUCCCAGAGCGGUUGAGAUCCUGGCAGACAUCAUUCAGAAUAGCACUUUGGGAGAAGCGGAGAUUGAGCGAGAGCGAGGGGUCAUCCUCCGAGAGAUGCAAGAAGUGGAGACCAACUUGCAGGAGGUGGUGUUUGACUACCUACAUGCCACUGCUUACCAAGCCACAGCACUGGGCAGAACCAUCCUGGGCCCUACUCAGAACAUCAAAAGCAUUAACAGAGGAGACCUUGUUGAAUACAUCACUACGCACUACAAAGGACCCAGAAUUGUUUUGGCUGCUGCUGGAGGGGUUUCGCACAGUGAGCUCAUCGAUUUGGCCAAGUACCACUUUGGGAAUCUACCUGCCAAAUACAAGGGAGAGGCCCCGUCCUUCCCGCUGUGUAACUUCACUGGAAGUGAGAUCCGGGUUCGUGACGACAAGAUGCCCCUAGCACACAUUGCCGUUGCCGUGGAAGCAGUAGGCUGGUCGCAUCCCGAUACCAUUCCCCUUAUGGUGGCGAACACGCUCAUCGGCAACUGGGACCGCUCCUUUGGUGGCGGUGUGAAUCUUUCCAGCAAGCUGGCACAGAUGGCCUGCCAGGGAAACCUGUGCCACAGCUUCCAGUCCUUCAACACCUGUUACACCGACACCGGGCUGUGGGGACUUUACAUGGUGUGUGAGCCCGGCACCAUCAACGAGAUGAUGCACUUCACCCAGCUGGAAUGGAUGUCUCUCUGCACAAGCGUGACUGAGGGUGAAGUUGCAAGAGCGAAGAACCUCUUAAAGACAAACAUGCUCCUGCAUCUUGACGGAUCAACCCCCAUCUGUGAGGACAUUGGCAGACAAAUGCUUUGUUACAGUCGCAGGAUCCCACUGCACGAACUGGAGGCCAGAAUUGACGCCAUAGAUGCAAAGACCAUCAAGGACGUGUGUACAAAAUACAUCUAUGAUAAAUCUCCUGCCAUCGCAGCAGUUGGACCUAUUGAACAGCUUCCAGACUACAACCGAAUUCGCAGUGGGAUGUACUGGAUGAGAACCUGAGAAUUGGCACUAUCAAUAACUAGGAACGUAAAUAACAGCAAACCGCCAACUGUACAGUAUAUAAACAAGUCAACCUUUACAAACAGA